Molecule: messenger RNA, 9044 nt
Organism: Salmo salar (Atlantic salmon)
Lineage: Eukaryota; Metazoa; Chordata; Actinopteri; Salmoniformes; Salmonidae
Biological process (GO): regulation of transcription by RNA polymerase II
Cellular component (GO): nucleus
Molecular function (GO): sequence-specific DNA binding; DNA-binding transcription factor activity, RNA polymerase II-specific
Source: RefSeq, a predicted model, not a curated record
UUGUGUAUAUAAAGUAGUGUGUCUGUGUGUGUGGUUGGAGAACAACACUUCCAAAUAAAACGAGGAUUGGAUUCGGGGUGUGGGGGGGAAUUCACUUGCUGAAAAAAAAGGGCAAAAAUACUGAGAAUCAUGUGCACAACUGAAGUGAGAGAGAGAGUGGAGCAGGUGAGAGAGAGUGGAGCAAGUGAGAGAGAGUGGAGUAAGUGAGAGAGAGUGGAGCAAGUGAGAGAGAGUGGAGCAAGUGAGAGAGAGAGAGAGCGAGGGGGAGCGAGCGAGAGAGAGAGAGAGAGAGCGACCGAGAGAGACCGAGAGAGACAGAGUGUGAGAGUCGCUCCUGCCCUCUGUCUUUACACACUGCUGCCUGUGUGUGCGUCGUCUCUCCUUGCCUGCACACUCUCACACACACACACUCACGCAGACGCACGCUCACACAGACCGAGGGAGAGAGCGGAUAGAGCGAGCAAGAGAGAGAGGAGGGAGAACACAUCGCAGCAGAGAUGCAGCAGGAGGUUUUCCGAGGUUUUGGGGGCCGGUCAUGGUGUCCUGGCUGGAGGUGUUGGACCCCCUCCACGCAGGCCCCUUCUUGCUACGCCUGAACGAGCAGCGCCUGCCCGCCGGGCCCACCCUCUUUUGUGACGUCAACCUCAUCGCCACCAGCAACGCCAAGUUGGCCGCCUGCUGCCAGUACUUCCGCCAGCUGCUGCUGUCGACGUCUUCCCCACCGCCUACGACUCCUGUAUUAGCCAACCGCCACCCGCCAUCUACCCCCUCUUCCGGGCUCAUCCAGGGGGCUGGGCUGGACCUGCCUAACCUCCAGUCCAGUGUGCUGUCCAACCUGCUCAACUUCAUCUACUCCUCCCGUGUUGCCCGCCAGGGCUCCAAGGGUAACAGGCGUCUGUCGGAGGCGGGCCUCAGACUUAGGGUGCCCAUCUUGACCAAUCUGGUGGAGGAAGAAGAGGAGGCGGAACCAGGGCAGAUGAAGGGUAAAAGCAGGCAGUGCCGAGGAGGGGAGGCCAUGAUGGAGGGGCUGAUGAAUGAUGAGGCAGACGGCCCCGAGAACGCUAAGAUCACCCUCAGCUUCCCCCUCAGCGCCGCCCUGCCCGCCGCCCUCACUGUUCACAACCACCGCCCCUCCUCAGCCACAUCCUACCCCCGCCGCCGACACCCCUCCUCGGCCUCCAAGGUGUCCAACGAGGGGUCAGCGUGGAAACUAGAUGCCACCACCACAGACAAACGGCGGCCCUUUAACCCGCCCCAGCGGGACAGCUCCCCGUCCUCUUCCUCCGCCUCCUCUUCCCCUUCCUCCUCUUCCUCUCCUAUGGAUCUUACCGCACUGGUCAAAAAGGACAUCAAAUCCCCCCCACCUCUUUUCAAAGCCGGUCUGGACUCCCAGUUCCACAGGUUCCCCCCCAGGUCCUCCAAUGGGCCUAUAGGUGGUUACCCAGGGGAGGGUCACAGACUGACCAAUGGCACGGCCUCACCCUCAAAGACUGCACAGAUCCUGUUCAACCUGAGCACCGUGGCCUAUCGGGGCCAGGGGGGCCGGGGCACAGACAGAAAGGAGAAAACAGGGAAAAAAGGAGGGAGGGCGGGCAGCCCCCAAGUUGGAACAAACCAACGCCCGCCCAACCUCCACCUUUCUCCUCCUCUUCCUCACCCCUCUGAGUCUUUCACUCUUCCUCCUCACUCCUCCUCCACCCCCCCAGAUGGCCCCAAGCCGGAGCUGAUAUGUGGGGUGUGCCACCGCCUCUUCAGCUCCGCCUUGUCUCUCACGGCCCACAUGCGGCUGCACCGUGGUGGUCGGGCCCUCAGCUGCCAGUACUGUGGCAAAGCCUUCAUCCACAACAAGAGACUGCAGUCCCACGAGGCCUCCUGCACGCACGCUCUGAACCCGGCCCUCCCAUCUAGCAUCCCCCUUCUCCCCAUCCUGGCCAAAGAGGAGCCCCUGGAGGAAGGGGAGGUUAGGGUGGAGGGAGGACAGAUUGUGGGGGCAAGUGAAGAGGAUAUGAAGCCUGGCAAAGGGAAAAAAGGGCGAGGUCUCCUGGUUCGGCAUGAAGGUGACGUGUCAGAGCUGGUGGGGGACGAGGACCACUUCGUCAAGGUGGUGGACGGCCACGUCAUCUACUUCUGCUCGGUGUGCGAGCGCUCCUACAUGACCCUGUCCAGCCUCAAGCGUCACUCCAACGUGCACUCGUGGCGCCGCAAGUACCCCUGCCACUUCUGCGACAAGGUGUUCGCCCUGGCCGAGUAUCGCACCAAGCACGAGGUGUGGCACACGGGCGAGCGACGCUACCAGUGCAUCUUCUGCUGGGAGGCCUUCGCAACGUACUACAACCUGAAGACCCACCAGAAGGCUUUCCACGGCAUCAGCCCGGGCCUCAUCUCCAGCGAAAAGACAGUCAACGGCGGUUACAAGCAGAAGGUCAACGCCCUCAAGUUCUACCGCCUGCUCCCCAUGCGCUCCCAGAAGAGACCCUACAAGACCUACAGUGACUCCCUGGCCAACAGCCUGCUGCUGCCCCCGUCUGACCCCUCUGCCGUCCCCUUGCCUCAGCCCCUGGACUGCAGCCUGCCCGGCUCCCUGGACCUUCACAGCCUCAUCAGUUGCUCUCUACCUAAGGGUGUGAAGCCUGACCCUGACGAGUUCCCUGCCGGCUUCCCCCUCUCAGUGGGUCUAGAGCAGGGAGAGAUCCGGCCCCCCUCCCUAACAGGUAUGGCCUUAGGGAGAGUAGCUGACAGAGAGGCAGAGUCAGAGCAGGUAGAUAGCUGUGGCAGCAGCUCCAAGGCAUCCGUUCGUAACAAAGUCAAAACUCCAAAGGUCAGCGGUAGCCCAGAGUUGGGUUUGUCCUCUGUCAUCACAUACGGCCACUCCAAGCCCUCCGUCAUAGUGCAUGGCACAGCGGCGCCAUCCGUCAUUGUCCAUAGCAACCAGGUCACCUCUGGGGCCGGGAAAAGCCCCCUGAGCAGCCCCUCCCCUGAAGCUAGCAACAGCCAGACACUCCCCAAGGUCAGUGCAAAGCCUGUUAAAAUUCACAGGGAAAGUACGGAGAGCCAUAGGAAGAGAGCUAAAUUAGUGGACAGUUCAGAUGCCACAGAGGAGGGGGACAGGAGAUCAGAAACAGGUAGGUCCCAUCAUAAGUCCCGCAAGGGGCACAGCAAGAGUGACAGCUCCUCAGCCAAACAGUCGUCCACAGGGUCAGAGGGCAAAGGGGCCGGGCCACUGUGCCAGAUCACUGUGCGGAUAGGUGAGGAGGCCAUGGUCAAACGCAGCAUCUCCGAGACGGACCUCAAGAGGGACAGGAGCCCCCCUCCUUCCAGAGCCAAAAGGACGGACUCCUCCCCACAUGACUCCAAGGAACCUCGCCACUCCCACCACCACCACCACAAACACCGCUCCCAUCGCAACUCUAGCGUCGAAGCUGAGGGGGAGAGAGGAGGAGAUGGGGAGAGAGAGAAUGGAGAGGGGGACAGCCGGAAGAAAAGCCCCAAAGCCACGGGCAAGGUCAGAGAGUACUACUUCCGCCAGGAGGUGCGCAAGCAGGGGGAGAGUGAGGACGAUGAGGACAACCUCUGGAGGCCCUACUACUCAUACAAGCCCAAGAGGAAGGCCCCUCAUGCCCACAAAACAAAGAACUGGCAACGCAAAUUCCACUACAAACGCUCCCUCCGGCUAAUGAGGAGGGCAGAGAGACUCAUGGACCAUGUGAAUAAGGAUGACCAAGAGGAGGAGGAUGGAAAGAUGGAUGAGGUGGAGCAGGAAGUGGGGGAGGUGAAAGAUCACAUGGAGCAGGAGGAGGGAGAGGCACCUGAAUCGUUCAGUACUUCCUCUAUACCUUCAAAAGAGAAGGACAAAAAGGGGGAGGAAGAAAUCGGGGAAGCCCACCUUAAGCCCGCUGAUCCCCCCCUGGUCUCUCCCCAGCCCCCAUUGUCUACCUCAGUCCCCCCUAUGGACACAAAAUGCCGGCCCUGGUCCGAUGGGAGUGCGUCGGAGUGCGAUACGUGCGGCCGCUGGUUCUCCAGUUCCAGGAAGCGGGAUAAACACGAGCUUAGCCACCUGCUGGAGUUUGUGUGCCUCCUCUGUAGGGCCCCCUUCCCUUCCAGGGACCAACUAGAGGACCACCAGAGAGCCCAGCACCCCAAAGCUCCCAACCCCUCGUCUGUGCCAUCCCGAACGGGGUGUCAAUCACGAGAUGAGGGCAUGGAGACAGAGACUGAGUUAACAGAGGUAGACAGGGCGAGAGAGAGGGUUAUACUAGGGAAGGGAAGUCCAAGUCGCCUAAGCAGGAGGUCGUUGGCGAGACACACCUGUCCGCAGUGCCAUAAGGUGUGCAAGACAUCCUCAGCGUUAAACCGCCACGUGAGGCGCCACGAGUUAAGCAGCUCCCCAGAGAGAGAAAAGGAGGAGACGCAGACAGAGUCAAAAACAGCAGCAGCAGCAGAGACAACUGUUAGCACUGUUAGCAAAGACGUAGAUACCACGAGUGACCAUGUUCCCGUUUUUCACUCUGUCCCAGUUAUCAGCUACCCUAUCCCAGAGACACAGCAUAGUAGCGAGGCCAUAGAGCCGCUGCAGUGCGCGAGCCAGCCUAGCGAGGUGAAAGCAGAGCACCAAACUCCAACACUGUGCAGCGGCCCUGAACUCAAAGAACUUAAUGAACUCACAACUCCCAUUCCUGACAGAGAGCCCAGUCCUCAGAUUAUUCAGUCCCCUCCAGAGAUCCCCACAGCCGACCGGCCGACACCAUCUCCCUCCCUCUGCUGCUCCUCGGCCCUCCAGGGUGUGCUGGUCAUGAGCAGCGGCGCUGAAUGUCUGGACUACCGGACCCCCAGGAAGAGGAGUCUGGAGGGGCAGAACCACAGGAGGACCAGCCCUGCACCUGUCACUUCUCCAAAUAUGCCCCCGACCUUGCAGAUGAGAAUCAGCCAUACUGCUGCUCCUCUGUCCGUUGCCAUGACAACAGUUCCCCUCCAAGGGGUCUGUGGUGUGAAGCAGGAGGGGGAUAUUGUGGGAAAAGGACUGAGGGAGGGAUGUGGGAUGGGCCUCCUCCAUCAUGCUGGUUUUAAGAACUCACCAGUGGCCCAAGAUCUCAGGGUCCCACCCAUGUCCAGGAGCCCCAGUCCCAACCAAGCACAAGACCUGACCAUGUCCUCGAUUCUAGCCAGGGAGAGGGAGGUGGAGAGGGAAAGGCAGAGAGAAUGGGAGAGGGAGAUGAAGAGAGAGCUGGAAAGGGAACAGGAUAUGGAGAGAGAGUUGGAAAGGGGGAGGCAGAGGGAAAGGGAUAUGGACAGAGAGCUAGAAAGGAGGAAGCAGAGGGAGAGGGAUAUGGACAGAGAGCUGGGAAGGAGGAAGCAGAGGGAGAGGGAGAUGGACAGAGAGCUGGGAAGGGAGAGGGAGAGAGAAAUGGAGAUGGAGAGGGCUCAGCAGUCAAGGGGAGCAUCAUUACAGGAGCAGCCCAGAGACAUGGAGGGGACCCUCCUGGUACCCAAAGAGGAGCCGAUUAGUCCCGCACCGUCCCCGAUACACACACCCAUUCAAACUACUAUUAACAGCCCACCCUUGCAGAGGCGGCCCUCCAAGUCUCCCCGCCGCUUCCCCACUGCCAUGGACCUGCUGAUGCAGGCCAACCGCCAGGUUGCCCAGUCCCUGCGUGGCACACAGGGUCUCGAGAGGUUUCAGUUGCCCCCUGGGUCGGUUAGUGGCAGCGACCGCCCUUCUGCCCAUGCCCUGCUGCUCCCCCGGGCCCCCCCACCGUCCGAGGAAGAGCCCCUGGACCACUCCCCAGCGCCAUCGAGAGACCCUCACAGAGGGGAGGUCACUGCCAGGGGAUACCCCAUGCAGGACUACCCUCUGCCCCUCAUCGUCCAGGGUGGCUACCGCUCUGGCAAGAAGCAGGAGGACAACCUGCUCAUGUCCUACCCGACGGGGCCCCUCGCCUUCGGGCCGCUGGGGAAGAUGGUGCCUACCGGGGAUCUUGCCAAACUGCCGUUCUACCCCGACCCCUACCACCUGCUUUACGGGCCGCAGCUGCUGGCCUACCCCUACAACCUGGCCACCCUGCCCAUGGCUCUGAAUAUGAUGGCCCCCGGGGGGGAGAAGGUGGAGCCGUUGCCCUUCCUCCCUGCCCUCUUCAACUACGCUGCUGCAGCUGGUCCCUACGCUGGCAUGGCGCCACACCACCUAGUGGGUAACCCCAGCCUCUACAACAGCAGCGGCGGCAGCAGCAAGAAACAGCGGGACAACAGCAACGGAAAGUUGUAGAAGGUGUAUAAAGAAACGACAUCUGAGGAAUAUUUCAAAGUGGACGACCAGUCCCUGUAGUGGAGAAGGAAGGGUGCCAUCGGCUCCUUUGUAGUGAGUACACUUGCACAGUCCCCUGCCUCUCUUUUGUAAAGUAGCGAUCAGAGCCAAAGCGUUGAAUCAGGAGGAGGGAUGAUGGGAAGUGGGGGAGUGAAGUAAGAGGGAGGAGAGAAAAAAGACAGAUCCAUCAUUAGAGACGGAUAUCCCCCUCUCCUUUCCUCUGGCUCUCCCAUUCACCUCUGGUUUCUGUUCUCACGUCUUUCAGUAGUAAUAGUUCUAGAGCUUGAUUAAUUGUCCUCUCAAACUUGUUAUGACAAUAUCUAUAAUAUAAGAAUAACAACAGCUAACAGGGUGUGUUUUGCGAAUCAUUUGUUUCGGUCCGCUUCCCAUUCUGUUGACCGCAUAAUAAAUACAGGGGAGGCUUUGUUUUAGGGACAGAAGGGAUCAGCCAAAAAGGACAUAAUUCGACACAGUGGGAGUCGGAGCAUUAAAUUACACUGUGUGAGUGUGUGAUAUGUGUGAUUGCUUUAGUAAACUUGUGCUCCAAGUGUCUGUGAGAGCUUUAUAUGAGCAGGUAACAUGCACAGUAUGUAGGAAUUCUGUUUGUGCAUGCUGAGGUGGGCUUCUGUUUGUUUGGCGUGGAUGUGUGUGUGGAUGUGUGUGUGGAUGUGUGUGUGGAUGUGUGUGUGGCUGUAUGGCUGCCAUCUGAGUGCUGAUCGCUCCAUGGGGUUCUGAGGUGUUAGCAACAUUCUAACACUGGAUGGACUAGGCAUUAUAGGUCAGUGCAUAGAAGCAUUAGAAGGAAUUCCUCUAUUUCCAGUUCACAAAGCAGCAACUCUAGCGAACCUUUUGCCUGGAGUAGAAUCUGUAUUUGCGUCAAUUACCAACCUUGUGAGCUUAUGUUGCCUCCAGUAACCAUAGUGGUCAGAUGACUUUCAGUCCAGGUCACUAACCUAAGACCAUAGUGGCCAGAUGACUUUCAGUCCGGGUCACUAACCUAAGACCAUAGUGGCCAGAUGACUUUCAGUCUGGGUCACUAACCUAAGACCAUAGUGGCCAGAUGACUUUCAGUCCGGGUCACUAACCUAAGACCAUAGUGGCCAGAUGACUUUCAGUCUGGGUCACUAACCUAAGACCAUAGUGGCCAGAUGACUUUCAGUCCGGGUCACUAACCUAAGACCAUAGUGGCCAGAUGACUUUCAGUCCGGAUCACUAACCUAAGACCAUAGUGGCCAGAUGACUUUCAGUCCAGGUCUGCUUCGAGGUUCAUGUUAGUUUUUACCUUGUGCAUAACAGCUGGAAAACAUUCCUAGAAACAGGGGGGGGGGAGACUUGACACUUGUAGCUGUUAUGUACAUGUACUGUAGCUGGCCACUGGGUGACAAUCAUAGGCUAGUGUAGACCAUACACUUCCAGUUCUCCUUGUACUCAUCUCAUUUCUUCCAAGGAUUGAAAAUAAUAAAACAAGAAUCAGUCAACCUUUUUAUUCUUGUGGCCUUUUUCCUCCCCCUGAUGCCCCCUGGUGUCCACCAAAGAGCCACUCCAUUUGCCAGGCCGUGUUGAAGAGAGGGGGAGUGUACAAGGAAAUACAUAGAUGGAAUCAGGGCAGGGCAAUUCCUGUGAUCCUAAGAGAGAGAUUAAAAGAGAAACACAGAGGCCAGGGCGCACCUAGGUCAGUCCCCUCAACGGAGCUUCCUACAUCUUGAUGUAGAAUCAAAAAGACCCCUCCCCCUCUACUGAAAGGAGAUAGAAAAGGACAAGGCGAAUGGAGUCGGAAGACGCAGUAAGAUCACGCCACACUGAGGUCUGCUUGUCUCAGACAGCUUUUUGUGUUCCAAUAGCUCCUCUCCUCCCUCCUUCUGCGCUCUGGGAUAGAGAAGCGAGAGGUGACGUAAUCGUCUCCCACAGAGACGAUUAGCAGCAUCCACUGUGCCGCUCUGAGUUUCCCAGAAUCCUGUGGGACUUUUUCCUGUUCUGAGUCUUUCUCUGUGUGAUUUAUGUGUUACACUACAUUUUUCGAUUUGUUUAACUUUUUCUACCCCCUUUUGCUAGCUAGACAAAAGUGGAUUCAGCAAAAGGGGGUUUGAGUACACUUAUAAAUAUGAAUGUAAUUUUAGUCAAGAGGUUAUUGAAGUACAAAAUGCAUUAAAGGUAGAUGGAUUUCAGUUUUUCUGACUUGAAAAAUAACAUGUGUAAAGAGCCGUUAUGAAGUCUGGUAUGCAUAUAUACUGUACAGUCCUAGGAACGUCAAGAAACGUGGGUUCUGUAUCCACUAAAGCAUGAGCAACACUCGCUUCCUAACAGUUUAUAUCCUCCUAGGUAUCCAAAAUCACUCACUUUCUCUUCUCCAUAACUUUGUUUCUUUUUCCUUCCACAUCCUGUCCUUUUCCCCCAUUAUCUCAGCUCUCAAUCUCGGUUUUGUCUCGGUUGUAUUUGUUCCGGAGUAUAGCCCCUUCAAAAAGAGCAGCUGCCACGUUUAUUUCUCAGAAUCAGUAUGGGAGCUGUCCAAUUAUCCCCCUUCCUCCCCAAACAAACACACACUUUACACCACCUCUUUGAAGUGUGUAAUGGGUAUGUGUGUAUGAUGCCACCGCUGUGCUGUUAGUUUCGGGCAGGAGGACGAAAACACAGCGUGACCAACCGCAGGGGCUUGCGGCCUCCACUUGGGUGUGGUUACAAGCCUUUUGUGCGUCUCGUGUGUGUGUGUGUGUGUGUGUGUGUGUGUGUGUGUGUGUGUGUGUGUGUG